Messenger RNA from Aspergillus ruber CBS 135680, 851 nucleotides. RefSeq lists its product as uncharacterized. The transcript has a single exon. The record is from RefSeq and is a predicted model, not a curated record. Lineage: Eukaryota; Fungi; Ascomycota; Eurotiomycetes; Eurotiales; Aspergillaceae. Bases 116 to 778 code for a protein of 220 amino acids.
CUCCAUUAUGAUAGUCUAUCCUGUGGGGAUGUCUGGUGUGCAGAAACCCACUACAGCUGUCAAUUUCGCAAUUGCCACAAGCGCAUGAACAACGGGUGCUUCUGCAACCGCUAUCAUGCAGCAUUUUCAACAGCAACUAUCUGCCGUUGUUGGUGUGGCCCAGUAUCACUAUAUCUUGUUUCCAAAUCUCUGUCAGCUUGCCCAAUCCGUUUUCCCUCUAAGAACUAUUUCAUCAUCAUGCCUUCCAGAGGACAAUUCUUCCAUAAGUCUAGAACUGUACCUGAGUGGCUGGAAGUCUCUCUUUUUCUGCGCGACAUGGUGCCUCCUGACAUGCUCUCGUCUUUGGUUUCUUUGGCUUGUCUUCCCACCUGUCGACCCGGGCUACGUACCUUUGGAAUCACCUGCCUCUCAAGACUGGGUUGAAGCCAUCUCGUACGUACAAGAGCAGUUCAGCGACCAGCGCAGACUCCUCGCCUGCCUGCGGAUUUACUUCUACGACUUAGACGCCAAAGAGGAAAACAUACAGAACACAGUUGCCGUGCAGAAGCGGAUCAUUUUGUCAUUAUCGCGGCUCGGGAAGAAUGGGAUAAUUGAUCGUUGUUUUGUAUUCAACUCCUGGCACCAGUUGUUGAAUGAUCUGUUGAUGAUUGAACAGAGUCUGAAAAGGCAGAUCAUGGAUGUGACGACGGGUAUAAUAGUAAGCUCGCGGAGGGAAACGAGCAAAGGACGAGUCAAUGGCUUAAGCACGAUCUCGAUAUUGAUGAAGAGGCAUCCGUGAAGAUUCGGUUUAAUGAAGCGUUGUAUAUAACGCAGUACGACAGGACUCAAGAUGGUCUGUGAAGGAUCCUCGG